CCCCCCAAGGUGUCAGUGGACCCCCGGAACCAGACCUUUACCACGGGACAGGAAGUGAGGAUCAGGUGCUCGGCCAGAGGUUACCCCGCCCCCCACCUGGUCUGGACACACAAUGACAUGUUCCUCAUGGGUUCCAGCGGGUGAGGUCACAGCCUUUCACCUCUCACACAGGUCACGCAGGUCAGGGGUGGCAGAAGGCUGCUGUGUCUUGUGUUUGUUUUGUCUAUUGUGGUGCUCAAGGCUCAAGGGUUAUCGUGCUUUGGUGGCGCUUACAUUUACCAAAUAACUAAAUAAUUUAGUCCGAGCUGUUGCUAGGGAUCUUCAGAUGACUGUGUGCUAAUGUACUUCAUGGAGUGUUGUCUGUGUUGCUACUUUGUUGCUGUGUUAUUACAGGUGUGUGUAAAGGAGGUUUAUGUGUGUUAAUAUGUAUUAACCCUUUGACCUCCGGCCCCUGUGCAGACACAGGAUGACCCCUGAUGGGAGUCUGCUCAUCAGGAACAUGGAACAGAAGGAUGCUGGAGUGUACGGCUGUCUGGCCAGCAACCUGGCUGGGACAGACACACAGACAUCCAUCCUCACCUAUAUCGGUGAGUAGGACACAAAAGACAUGCAGACGGACUGACAGACUCCUUUAACCUGUGUUGUGCGCUGUCAGUCUCCCUCUCUCACACUGUCACCCCCUGGUCUCUUGUCUUCUCCCAGAGUCCCCCGUGGUGAUUGUGGUGCUGAGUGAGAUUCUGAUUGGUCUAGGGGAAACCACCAUCUUGGCAUGCUCUGCCUCUGGGAUCCCCCAGCCGGAGAUCAGGUGGUACAAAGGUAAGGGAUGUUGA
Molecule: messenger RNA, 830 nt
Organism: Coregonus sp. 'balchen'
Lineage: Eukaryota; Metazoa; Chordata; Actinopteri; Salmoniformes; Salmonidae
Source: the annotation of a GenBank genome assembly